UUACAUAAAAUAAAUGUAAUUUUUAAGAAUUUUUCAUGUUUUAUUUCAUAUUACUAACAACAAUGUAGAAAUCACCUGUGUCAAUAACUUGUGAAUUUUCCCUUCUAUUGUUUCCCUGGCAACAGUUGUUGCCUGAUAUCAAAACAAUGCACGUGACAGAUGUUUGAUGUAGCCAGGAAUAAAGCAAGGAAUAAUAUUAAGCAACUUAAAAUUUUUCAAUAACGCGCUAUGUCUACAUUUAUAGAAAAUGUGUAUAUAAAAGAUGGAGAGUACACGAAAACAAUCUAUUCUAUGAUAAGAGAACAACGAUACAUCGAAACUAUAAAAGUUUUACUAAAUCUCUUAGAUUCUCAUCCUAAUUCUAGACCUUGCUUAUCGCUUCUGGCUCAUUGUUACUUUUACACUCAAGAUUUCAUGGCUGUAGCACAAUGUUACGAGAAGCUGGUCCAACUGUGCCCAGAGGAAAAUCUAUAUAAACUCUACUAUGCUCAGUCGCUGCAUCAAGCUUGUAUGUAUCCGGAAGCGUGGACGGUUUGCUCGAGCAUCAUGAAUCAGAGUAACUUGGAGUUCAAGGUAAAGAAGCUACAGGCAGCUAUAAAGUACGGACAGGAAGAUAUGGUCAUCGCUAAGAAUCUCGUGGAUCAAUGUCCCGCCGAUGAUGUCGACACGGAAAUCAACCUGGGUUGCCUCUUGUACAAGGAGGAGCAAUAUGAACAGGCUCUCAAGAAGUUUGCGAAUGCAUUACAAAUCGCGGGAUUCAGACCUCAUCUGUCAUACAAUGUCGCCCUUUGUUACUAUAAAUUGAAAGAGUACGCUGCAUCGCUGAAACAUAUUGCUAGUAUUAUUGAGCACGGUAUAAGAGAGCAUCCUGAGUUAAGUGUGGGGAUGACUACUGAGGGUAUUGAAGUUCAAAGCGUUGGAAAUACGUUGACACUGCACGAGACAGCUUUGACAGAGGCGUUCAACUUGAAAGCUGCCAUAGAAUAUCAAUUGCAAAAUUAUGAUGCGGCGAAAGAGGCGUUAACAGACAUGCCACCGCGUUCCGAAGAAGAAUUGGACGCUGUUACUUUGCACAAUCAGGCCUUGAUAAACAUGGAUGUAAAACCAAACGAAGGAUUCGAGAAGCUACAGUUUUUACUGCAGCAAAAUCCAUUCCCACCUGAGACUUUUGCCAAUUUGUUACUUCUGUAUUGUAAAUAUCAAUAUUAUGACUUAGCUGCAGAUGUUCUAGCCGAAAAUGUGCACCUAACUUACAAAUAUCUGACACCAUAUUUAUACGAUUUUUUGGACGCGCUGAUAACGCAGCAGACUUCGCCGGAGGAAGCGUAUCGCAAAUUCGACGAUCUUGCUAAUAAGCAUACAGAAGCAUUGCGUAAAGCAACCAAGCAGGUGCAGGAAGCGAGAUUGAAUCACGACGACAAUGCCGUCAAAAAGGCCGUAAACGAUUACGAGGAGGCUCUUGAUCGAUACGUCCCUGUAUUGAUGGCGCAAGCGAAAAUUUAUUGGGAUCUCGAAAAUUACACCCAAGUAGAAAAGAUUUUUAAGAAGAGCGUCGAGUUCUGCAACGAGCAUGACGUGUGGAAGUUAAACGUUGCGCACACUCUUUUUAUGCAGGAAAAUAAAUUCAAGGAGGCGACGCGUUUUUAUGAGCCAAUCGUCAAAAAGAAAUAUGAUAACAUUUUAGAUGUUAGUGCUAUAGUUCUUGCGAACUUGUGCGUCAGCUAUAUUAUGACUUCGCAAAAUGCAGAAGCUGAGGAGCUAAUGAAAAAAAUCGAGAAAGAGGAAGAGGCGGUAUCGUUCGAGGAUCAAGACAAGAAACUUUUUCACUUGUGCAUUGUAAAUCUGGUAAUUGGAACAUUAUAUUGUUCCAAGGGUAAUUAUGAAUUCGGCAUAUCGCGAGUGAUGAAAAGCCUCGAGCCGUACAACAAGAAACUUGGCACCGAUACUUGGUUUUAUGCAAAGAGAUGUUUCUUAUCGCUCUUGGAACAACUGGCAAAACAACUGGUGGUCCUGAAAGAUUCCACGCUGCAGGAAUGCAUCCAGUUCUUGGAACAUUGCGAAGUUUAUGGCAAGGACAUAAUGACAGUGAUAGAUCAACCGUUUGACAUACAGGAUAUGCUUAAUGUUUCUCCUCAGGGCAAACGAACAGUUAUUUACGAGGCGCGAUAUCUCAAAGCGUUAUUUUUAAAGCUACAAAUGUCUUAGAUAUGCGUAAUUUUAUUUCUAAAUAUAGGAACAAAAAAAGUA
Messenger RNA from Linepithema humile (Argentine ant), 2247 nucleotides. RefSeq names its product tetratricopeptide repeat domain 30 (gene Ttc30). Gene Ontology annotation, biological process: intraciliary transport. Gene Ontology annotation, molecular function: intraciliary transport particle B binding; protein binding. Gene Ontology annotation, cellular component: axonemal microtubule; intraciliary transport particle B. Lineage: Eukaryota; Metazoa; Arthropoda; Insecta; Hymenoptera; Formicidae. The record is from RefSeq and is a predicted model, not a curated record.